AUGAGAUUGAAUAUAAUAUAUUUUAAAAGUAGACAUCAUGCAAGAGCACCUCAAAAUGAAAAAAAAGUACCAUUUAAAGAAAUUGUACCUUUAUGUUUAAAAAAUUCAGUUAAAGGAAGUUCAAAAAAUAUGAUAGAAAAUAAAUGUUUAUUUGAAAUGUCACUUUUAUUUGGAUGUUGGAAAGAAAAUACGUUUAAUGAUAAAAUAUGUGAGAAGUUUGCACAAAAUUUAAAUGAUUGUUAUAAAAAGUAUUUGAAGAAUUCAGUUAUACAAAAGAAAUUACGAGAAAUUGAUGUUCCUGAUCCUGAUAGUAAAAUACUUACAAAUAAACAAAUAACAUAUCUUUUACGUAUGUAUCCAAAUGUUUAAUAAUUUUGAAUAAAAUAUUAGAAUAUUAUAUAAAAAAUA
Apis laboriosa (Himalayan honeybee) is the source of this 408-nucleotide messenger RNA. RefSeq names its product coiled-coil-helix-coiled-coil-helix domain-containing protein 1. NCBI's taxonomy places the organism in Eukaryota, Metazoa, Arthropoda, Insecta, Hymenoptera, Apidae. Gene Ontology annotation, molecular function: RNA binding. The coding region runs from base 1 to 369 and encodes 122 amino acids. Gene Ontology annotation, biological process: mitochondrial translation. The record is from RefSeq and is a predicted model, not a curated record. The transcript is spliced from 2 exons. Gene Ontology annotation, cellular component: mitochondrial ribosome; nucleoplasm; mitochondrion.